AUGGACUUGGUAAUGAAAACGGGCGAUGGCACGGGCUACGGCGUCGCUGUGGGGGGUGGGAGCCACCCCGAAGUCGCGUGGGCGUAUGACGUCAGCAGCGAUGCGCCCCCUAGCCCCCCCCCCCCCCCACCCCGCUCCUUCAACUUGACAUUAGCGAGGCUGCAUCGAUCCAGCCCCCGCAAUGCCGAGGACGCCCGUGUUUACGUUCGAACG
This is a messenger RNA of Iphiclides podalirius (scarce swallowtail), 213 nucleotides long. NCBI's taxonomy places the organism in Eukaryota, Metazoa, Arthropoda, Insecta, Lepidoptera, Papilionidae. The record is from the annotation of a GenBank genome assembly.